AUGAAAAUACAUAACAACAUGCCACCACCGCCACCAGUGCCCACAGAUAUGGAGCGAACGGCGGCAGCCGUGAGGCAGUCGCGUGUCACCUCGGUGAUGCAGGCUGCAGCGAUCGAUCAACUGGACAGUGUGGUCUCCAUGCCGCUGCCCCCGGCGGUGGCUGUUGUUAACCAACAGCAGCAACAACAACCGCAACACCAGGUUCAGCCUCAACCGCAAGAACAGUCUCAACAGCAGGCCUCAGCUGUAGACAUUAGCCGUCUUCAACCCAGUCCCAUGGAUCAACUACGACCGCGGCGACCCGACGACGCACCCUGGGCGCCUAGUCAAUACAUCCAAAAAGGUAUGUCCAGUAGAGUGGCUUCUUAG
Dibothriocephalus latus is the source of this 369-nucleotide messenger RNA. NCBI's taxonomy places the organism in Eukaryota, Metazoa, Platyhelminthes, Cestoda, Diphyllobothriidea, Diphyllobothriidae. The record is from the annotation of a GenBank genome assembly.